This is a messenger RNA of Cylicocyclus nassatus, 838 nucleotides long. The record is from the annotation of a GenBank genome assembly. NCBI's taxonomy places the organism in Eukaryota, Metazoa, Nematoda, Chromadorea, Rhabditida, Strongylidae.
AUGUUCUUUCAUUUUAUCUUGUUUGCUCGCCAAAGCAGGCAAAUGAUAAUUCACCACGAAGACAUGUGUCUGCUCAUGUUAGCUGUGUUAGCCAAUCUUUGGGUUGUAUCAUCAAAGUGGAUGAUAGGCGAUUAUUAUAUGGAAAAGUGUGACCCUAACGCUGGAAUAGAUUCUGGUUCUGACCUGUUCGUCGCAAAAGCCCACGUCAUUACAGUCAAUAAGGAAAGCAGACAAAAAACACAUAAUUUUUAUACAACGGAAUGCAUUCAUGGUAUUUUUGAGAAAGACAAGUAUCCGGUAAAUUGGAAUCUCAGUGCCUAUGAAGAGUACUACGACAGACUUCUUAAUAAUUCUGAGUUAGUCCUCGCAAUCCUUGUUGGACGAAAUGGAACGAAUCGCAAAAACGACAACCGUGUGGUGUUUCAUCAUGCGGACUAUAAGGAAUGUGUCGGCGACAAGAACGAGACAGGAACAGAGUCCGACUUUUCCAGUAUGUAUUUCAAGAGUCCUUUCCGACCUGGCCGCAUCGUGAUUGAUAUAUAUGAAGAUACAUCAAGGAAGCGUCACCUCUCAACUUUGUUGGACUACAAACCUCCUCAAGAUUGUUACGCGACAGGCAGCUGGAUUGCCAAUGAGGGACUUUACCUUUUGGAUGUAACAACGCAAGAGUGGUAUCCGAUUUACUAUGAUAUCUGGAGCGAACCCGUCUUUAUUUUCUGAUUCGACAGUCAUGUGUUAUUUAUAAAUUUUUGUUUGCUGGGCCUUUUGUGUUAUUGCUAGAAACGUUUUUCACACUUUUUUCUCUCUCAGAGCUAGGGUAAAUCUACCUAGACGACAA